Molecule: messenger RNA, 1645 nt
Organism: Gopherus flavomarginatus (Mexican gopher tortoise)
Lineage: Eukaryota; Metazoa; Chordata; Testudines; Testudinidae
Gene: MTHFSD
Product: methenyltetrahydrofolate synthetase domain containing
Exons: 8
Coding region: 339-1487 (382 amino acids)
Cellular component (GO): cytoplasm
Molecular function (GO): RNA binding
Source: RefSeq, a predicted model, not a curated record
UUGUCCAGGGGCUCCGUCCCCCCCUUGAUCGUGGAGGUCAGAGCAGGGGUGCAAAGCUUCUCAGUACCCCAAUGCCUAGACAACAAGGAGCCCUUGUGACACCUGAGAGACUGACAACUCUGUGUGGAAUGUGGGCAUGAGCUUCUGUGGGUUGCCCACGUAAAUUGGUUAUUCUCUCGGGUGCCACAAGGACUCCUCGUUGGUUUUGCUGAUACAGACUAAUACAACUGCCACUCUGACACCUGUCUAAUGCAUAGAGCAUUUUGUGCGAUUCGGCAAUCUUCCUUCCCUGUAGAAGUGUCUCCAAAUGGGAUAUCCGGACAAAGAUUUGGGACUACAUGGAAGCAAAUAACCUGGCUGAUUUCCCAAGACCAGUGCAUCACCGGAUCCCCAAUUUCAAGGGGUCUCACCAGGCUUGCCAUGCUGUCCGAGAGCUUGAUGUAUUCAACAGAACAAGGGAGGUUAAAGUGGACCCUGACAAACCACUAGAAGGAGUUCGACUAGUGGCCUUACAGGCAAGGAAAACUUUGUUGGUUCCAACACCGCGACUGAGAACUGGGCUGUUUAAUAAGAUUGUCCCACCACCAGAAGCAACUAAAGAGAUCCUGAGAAUAUGUGCAACCUCUCAAGGGGUAAAGGAUUACAGUGUGCCUAUAGGUCUGGACGCAAAAGUCCAAGUGGACCUGGUUGUUGUAGGAUCGGUCGCUGUUUCUGAAAAAGGUUGGAGAAUUGGGAAAGGGGAAGGUUUUGCAGAUAUGGAAUAUGCAAUCAUGGUGUCAAUGGGAGCCAUCACAGAGGACACCCCGAUAGUUACUAUCGUGCAUGACUGCCAGGUGGUUGACAUAGCAGAAGAGCUGCUUGAUGACCAUGAUUUAACUGUGGAUUACAUCCUCACUCCAACAAGAACCAUUAAAACAGGCUGUAAACGACCAAAACCACGAGGAAUAAUAUGGUAUAAGAUCAGCUACGAGGUGCUGGAAAGAAUCCCAAUCCUAAAGAAUCUUCGCUAUAGAGAGAAGCAGGCAGGCAAAGAUGUUACCCUGAAAGACGAACAUCCAGACUUUCCAAACGCCAGGAAACCAGCAGACUCCGAUGAAAAUGCCAAGACUGGAAAUACAAAACUGCAAACUGAGUCCACCUCAGCCCAAAUUGGACAUCGUCAUGUUGGAAAUGAUUCUUUAAGUACCAAAUCAGAGACACAUGGUGCACUCACCACUGUCUAUGUAGGUAAUAUACCUCCAGGCACAAGAGUUAGUGAGUUAAAAAGUGCUUUAAGAGAAUUCCAUGCAUCCCCGUUGCGGCUCAGUUGGCAAGGAGCACAGGGCAGGGCUUUUCUUGAUUACACGGAUAAAAUGACUGCUGAGAGUGUUGUAUCCUCUUUGAAAGGCUUAAACCUCAGGGGUCAGACUUUGCGAGUUGAGAUGGCCAAGAACCAGAGAAACAAAGGGCAAGUAGAAAUCAGUGGACAGAGACAUAAAUAUGAGUAGAAAAAUUUAGGUACAUCUUCAUUGUUCAGCAAGAAUCCAGCCUAGUUUUUCAAGGAUCUCAGCACAGUCUCUAACUUUGUGGACUAAACAGUAUCCAACAAUAGAAUUUAAAAGCCAGCUUUUCUAGCCAAUUAGGCAUGCAGUUGUAGAAACAGUCA